GCCGGCGGGGGAGCGGGGGUGGCGGGCUCGGCUGAGCGGCUGCCGCCCGUCCGCUCGGUGGAGGUCGGGUCCAAGGACGCGGGUUUGCAAUCGAGGGCGGCGUCGCCGGAGUCCACGCACCGGGCAUGGACGCGCCGGGGGACCCUGAGGGCCCGCGCCCACCGGGAGGUGAUGGCCCAGCAGGAAGUGCAAGAGAGAGGCUCAGGCGACUCUCAAGAGAACAGUUCUAUGUACUGAUAUCAGCAGCUUCUGUGAACUUAGGUUCCAUGAUGUGCUAUUCUAUCCUUGGACCCUUUUUCCCCAAGGAGGCUGAAAAGAAGGGAGCCAGCAAUACCAUUAUCGGUAUGAUUUUUGGAUGUUAUGCUUUGUUUGAGUUGCUGGCAUCUUUGGUAUUUGGAAACUAUGUUGUACAUAUUGGAGCAAAAUUUAUGUUUGUAGCAGGAAUGUUUGUCUCAGGAGGAGUUACCAUUCUCUUUGGUAUUUUGGAUCAAGUUCCAGAAGGACCAAUAUUUAUUGCUAUGUGUUUUCUAGUGAGAGUAAUGGAUGCGAUAAGCUUUGCUGCAGCAGUAACUGCGUCAUCUUCUAUCCUUGCAAAGGCUUUUCCAAAUAAUGUGGCUACAGUAUUGGGAAGUCUUGAGAUUUUUUCUGGAUUAGGACUAAUACUGGGUCCUCCUGUAGGUGGCUUUUUGUAUCAAUCCUUUGGCUAUGAGUUGCCUUUUAUUUUUCUGGGAUGCGUAGUUCUGCUGAUGGUACCACUCAACAUGUGUAUUUUGCCCAAUUAUGAGUCUGAUCCAGGUCAACACUCAUUUUGGAAACUGAUCACUUUACCCAAGGUUGGCCUUUUAGUUUUCGUCAUCAACUCACUUAGCUCGUGUUUUGGCUUCCUUGAUCCUACUCUGUCUCUCUUUGUUUUGGAAAAGUUUAAUUUACCAGCUGGAUAUGUGGGACUGGUAUUCCUGGGUUUGGCACUGUCCUAUGCCAUUUCUUCUCCACUGUUUGGCCUGCUAAGUGAUAAAAUGCCACAUGUAAGGAAGUGGCUCCUGGUUUUUGGAAACUUAAUCACAGCAGGGUGCUAUGUGCUCUUAGGACCUGUCCCAAUUUUGCACAUUCAAAGUCAACUCUGGCUGCUGGUGCUGAUAUUAGUUGUACAUGGCAUCUCUGCUGGAAUGAGUAUAAUUCCAACUUUCCCGGAAAUUCUCAGUUGUGCAUAUGAAAAUGGAUUUGAAGAGGGAUUAAGUACGUUGGGACUCGUAUCAGGUCUCUUUAGUGCAAUGUGGUCAGUUGGUGCUUUUAUAGGACCAACACUGGGUGGAUUUCUAUAUGAGAAAAUUGGUUUUGAAUGGGCAGCGGCUAUACAAGGUCUGUGGGCUCUGAUAAGUGGAUUAGCCAUGGGCUUGUUUUAUGUACUGGAGCACUCAAGGAGAAGAAGAAGAUGUAAACCUCAAGACAUCCUCAGCACAGAGGAGGAAAAAACUGCUCUCUUGCCUCAUGAACUGUAGCUUUACAAAUCCUGGAUUGAUACGAGGUUGGGAGGUGAAUGCUCCUGGCCUUGAACAUCACUGUUGGAAGAGUUUUCUUAAUUUUGUACUCCAUGGGUGUACCACAUCAGCAUCUCGGGAGUAUGAACAUGUUUUUGGACAAUCCUGUGUUGGGCUGCACUUACUGUUGUCCUGAAAAGCUGGCCUGCUGAGCCAGCUAUAUUUGAAACAUUAAGGGUGAGAAUUGUAGUUGAAACCCAGUACAAAUUUGUGUUUUUAAGUGACCAAACUUGUCCUAGAAGAUGUUGUUAUUGACUCUCUUUAGGUCUCUUGUUUCCUCUGUUUACUUUUUAUUCCAAGUAUACUAAUUCUGUGAAUGUACCUUUUUUUGUUGUUGUUAACAGGGAAAGAGAUGAAUUGAUUUGAUAUGCUCUAAAUAUAUGAAAAUAACUCAAAAUAUGUAGAAUAAUUACUACGAAAUCAGUUUUUAAAAGAUAUACUUUGUGUCAUGAGAUUUUUGUUCUUGUCCAAAAGGCAAAAUUCCUGCCUUUUAUGCAAAAACUCUAUAGCAUCCUUGGUCUGAAGCUUUUCUAAAAAUUUUGUUUGUGUGCAAAGUACGGGAAUAACAACAUUUAUAAUUUCUAUUUUUGUAACCUACUUUCAGUUAUAAUCUAAAUUUAUAAACAUUACUACUUGGUAUGACACUAUUCAUUUCCCUUGUCUCUGUUUUUCAGUUCUACCACCUGUUUUGUUUUGUUUUUCCCCCUAUAUUCUUGUUGUUUGUAUUCUAUCAGCAUGUCACCCCCCCAUUUCCCCAUGAAAGGCUUCCUCCAACUUCAUGUGAAAUCCAUGCUGUUGUUUGAUAUGAGCAAAUGUCUAUUGUGCAACUCUCAUACCUCCUGAUCUAUUUUCAUGGUGUAAUAGCCACAUUUACAGUAAUUUUUUUAAAGAAGAAAUGAUUUCAUCUAUUCAUUCAUUCAGAAAUAUCUAUUGAAUGCCUGGACUGACACAGCUAGGGAUCUAGCUGUGAUCAAGAUAAACACAAUCUCUGCUUUUCUGUAACUUAUACCAGUGGAAGGGACAAACAAUAAAUAUUAAUAAACACCA
Molecule: messenger RNA, 2585 nt
Organism: Lemur catta (Ring-tailed lemur)
Lineage: Eukaryota; Metazoa; Chordata; Mammalia; Primates; Lemuridae
Gene: SLC18B1
Product: solute carrier family 18 member B1
Exons: 14
Coding region: 126-1499 (457 amino acids)
Biological process (GO): transmembrane transport
Molecular function (GO): transmembrane transporter activity
Source: RefSeq, a predicted model, not a curated record